UCUCUUUUCUUUUUUAAUUCUCUCCACUGUAGAUCUGCUGCAACUCUCAGCUUUUGAAUGCUUUAAAUUUACCAGUUGCCAUGGAAUUUAGCUCUUUCAUACCAAACCCACCGCCCCCCUUUGGAUUCUCUCUUCAAUGUUGUGAAGUUAAUCUGGUCAUACUCUUGCAGCAGCGGCAGCAGCAGCUUCUGCUUCUCCAAAUCAUUACAUUCGUACUCUCUUCCAUUAAUUUCCCUGCAAUUCUGAGGCUCUCUGCUAUGAAAACACCACUCUUCUUUACUCUUGAGCUGAGUCACGUAAGUUUCAGCAUUCAGUCAUGGCGAGGUUCUAUUUCUUGUCGGGUUUUAUUGCUUUCGUUUCCUCAUUCGUCUUCUGAAUGCGAACCCAACUUUUAACUUCUUAUCAUUGAGCUGUUUCUGCGGAUGUUUAUGGGAUAUAGAUCUGUUUUUGGCGCAUUUGAAGUUGGGGUUCGGUGUUUUUGAGUGAUCCUUGAAGCAUGCACGCCACCUAUUUGAUAUUAUGUCUGUGAGAGAGUGAGCGACUGAGAGAGCUUUUUUUUAAACAAUAAUGAGGGGGGGAGUGGAGAAUGGGUAUGACAACAACGGAUCAAAACAUGAAAUGGCUAUGGGUUUUGAGUUUCAAAGAGGAAACGGAGUUAAUAGCAGUUUUCAACGCCGGGUAGCCAAUGCCAAAUCAACUCCAUCGAAGUGGGACGAUGCACAGAAAUGGAUUUUUGGGUUGCCGAAAGGAGGAGAAAAGGGGGAGUCUAAAAUCAAGUAUAGAAACUCGAAUGCUGAUGACUUGCGGCUUAUAGCUGCUUUGCCACAACAGGAUCAUGACUAUUUGAGCGGUGGAGACAAAAGGAGCGAAGGGCAAGAAGAAAAUCAAGGCUUUGCUUCUGCUAUGUGUAGUCAAAGUGAAGCAGAAACAAAGAGGGUGGAAUGCGAUGAACCCGUUUGGAGAAUCAAUAAGCCAUUGGAGAACUGCAAGACGGUGGUUAGGUCUGUGUGUGUUAGGGACAUGGGAACAGAGAUGACUCCCAUAGCAAGUCAGGAGCCUUCAAGGACGGCUACCCCGGUUAGAGCCACCACCCCUGUGCUUCAGAGCCCUAUGACUUCUGGAUCUUCCACUCCAGCAAGGCCCCACCGUGAAAUGCAAGCUAUUGAAGAUGGUCAAAUAGGCCGUGCAUCCACUGCCGUGGUGGCUGGAAACCAGAGCUCUGAUCAGGCUGUGCAGAUGUACUCCAUGGAAACUAGAGCAAUGGCCUGGGAUGAAGCAGAACGAGCCAAGCAUAUGGCAAGGUUUAAACGUGAAGAAGUGAGGAUACAAGCAUGGGAAACCAGCGAGAAGAGGAAAGCUGAGUCAAAAAUGAGAAAAAUGGAGAAAAAGGCAGAGAAAUUGAAAGCUGGUGCACAAGAGAAGCUGGCAGAUAAACUAGCAGCCACCAGAAGAAUAGCUGAAGAGAAACGUGCAAAUGCAGAAGCAAAACUGAAUAAGAAAUCUGUAAGGACGUCUGAAAGGGCUGAUUAUAUUAGGAGGACUGGUCACUUGCCUUCUUCUUUCUCCUUCAACUUGCCUUCUUCUUUCUCCUUCCACCUGCCUUCUCUGUGCUGCUGGUAGCAUCAUUCAAUGGUCUCCCCUGUCAGACAGCUGCCUCUAAGUUUCAUCAGGUCUGCUCCUUCAAAUUCAAAUCCUCCUUUCCCUUUGCCACUUCUUUUUGUCUUUGAAUAUCUGUAAAAUGCGUUUAUCUCAGAAGUGUUAUCCAUAUUGAAAUUUUGAAAUGAAAUCUUCUGUACUGGUUCUUAGUUGCU
Molecule: messenger RNA, 1811 nt
Organism: Cucurbita pepo subsp. pepo (vegetable marrow)
Lineage: Eukaryota; Viridiplantae; Streptophyta; Magnoliopsida; Cucurbitales; Cucurbitaceae
Source: RefSeq, a predicted model, not a curated record